CCUCUUGCGUUAUCGCCUUUCGCAUCCCCCUCCACCUCGCGUACGCGCACAUACCUCUACCUCUACCCUUCAUCUUCGUUGACGACCCGCGCACACACCAUGUUCUCCCUCCGCACCCUCCUCCUUGCUGGCGCCCUCGGCGCCCCCGCCCUCGCGGCGUCCAUCUCGCCCCGCCAGGCGGCUGACAACAUCGUCUACAUCACGAACCAGAACGACUUCUGCAUGAUCAUGCCGCGCACCAAGCACACGAACGUCGGCGACAGUGAGCACCCGGGCGGGAUGAAGACGUACUGCUCGCCGUCCGGGCACUACGACGACGCGCAGGGCACGCUCCCCGGCGACUUCUGGACGAACGUGGACUUCGUGUCCGGCAAUGGGCAGAAUGGCGGGCGCAUCGCUCAGCUGACGGGCUGCUUCGACCCCAACAAGGUCGACCGCCUGAACGCGUACGACGCCGGCGGGCAGUACGACUCCAGCGGCGGUGCUGGCGAACAGGGGAACCCUCAGGGUAGCGUCUGCCUCGGCUACAACCACUACGUCGAGCUGGUUGAGCCGGCGGGCAACCGCGCCUGCAUUAAGUGCUGCGACGACCCUGCGGACUGCCCUGUCGACAAGGACACCCAGGGGUGCCCGAAUGUGAUCCCCGGAAACUACUUCUGGUGCAAUUGAGGCACUGGCUCUCAGUGCAAGUGAAGAGGCUUCCCGAACAUGAUUACGAACUACCACGGACACUUCAUGAGGACUUCGGACAAAUUAUCUAUCUCCACAAACUAUUGUACAUCUAUCACUAGUAACCUUGGUGUACUCCGGACGCUGUUUGUUCGAUGUGAAGCGGUAGUCGAGCAGGA
Schizophyllum commune H4-8 is the source of this 848-nucleotide messenger RNA. RefSeq lists its product as uncharacterized. Bases 100 to 669 code for a protein of 189 amino acids. NCBI's taxonomy places the organism in Eukaryota, Fungi, Basidiomycota, Agaricomycetes, Agaricales, Schizophyllaceae. The transcript is spliced from 5 exons. The record is from RefSeq and is a predicted model, not a curated record.